AUGACUACUUCCGUCCAAAUACCCCUCUUCGCAGCUGCCCAACGGAAACUAUUACAAAAGGAACACGAAGCCGAGAAACUGUCCUCUGCGCUCGCGACUAGCUCAACAAACACUGUAUCCCCCUCGACUCGGCGUACCUUACAAGCGACCGGAUAUGCAUUGACUGGACUCGUACUGGAGCAAUGGCGAACGGGCAUGGGUGGGAGGAUAGUCGGUGAAUUCGGGGCGGACGCCGCAUUUGCUACCGAAUCGACAGAGGACACUGACGGAAGAGCGCGAUUUGGAGCACAUGGUAUCAGAGUUGGAGAUGUUGUUCGCGUACUCGAGAUAUCCGCUGGAAGGAAGUCUGGUAGAGAAGGCAAGGAAGCUGAAGGAAAUAAAGCGAAUGGAGCAGAAGGCGUGGUGAUUAAGGCAUCUGACAAAGCGUUGUCGGUGGCCUUUGGCCAAACUGGUGGUGGAGCGAAUGCGAGGGCAGAGGAAGCCGUUGAUGAUCUGUGGGGAAAGAAACUCUGGUUAGUCAAACUAGCGAACGAUGUCACGCAUAGAAGACUGAACCAGACAAUGGAGAAGAUGGAGAAGAUGCCCGAGUCGGAACAUACGUAUUUCAUGCGAGUUCUUUUCGGCCAUACAACACCAUCCUCGCCCGAUUACGACGCAAUCGGCGCUAUAGAAUUCAUUGACCCGACCCUAAACCAUUCACAGAAGGAAGCUAUUCGAUUCGCGCUUGCAUCAAAAGAGAUUGCGUUAAUACAUGGCCCUCCCGGAACUGGAAAGACGCAUACAUUGAUUGAACUUAUUUUACAAAUGAUUCGUCGGAACAUGCGGAUUCUCGUUUGCGGACCUUCCAAUGUCUCUGUCGACAAUAUCGUUGAGCGGCUUGCACCUCACAGAGUGCCUAUCGUAAGAGUAGGACACCCGGCUCGACUUUUAUCCUCGGUACUAGAUCACUCGCUGGAAGUACUUACUCAAACAUCGGAAGCAGCCGAGAUUGUGCGGGAUGUACGAAAGGAAAUUGAUGAAAAACAAGCCAGUAUUCGCAAGACAAGGAAUGGACGGGAAAGAAGAGAAAUAUAUGGAGAUUUGAAAGAGUUACGAAAAGAGUUCCGAGAAAGGGAAUCGAAGUGUGUUGAGGAUCUCGUGACAGGGAGUAAAGUGGUUCUAGCUACGCUGCAUGGUGCUGGCGGCCAUCGACUCAAAAACCAGAAAUUCGACGUCGUCAUUAUCGACGAAGCCAGUCAGGCAUUGGAAGCACAGUGCUGGAUCCCACUAUUGACAGCGUCGCGGGCAGUACUUGCAGGCGACCAUUUACAGUUACCACCAACAAUAAAAUCGUCAAACAUAGACAGCUCGAAGAAAACGAGCAAGACAAAAGUAAAGGAAGCAGAGAAAAGCUCUUCACUAGAUUCACUCCAAGGUGUUUCCCUUGGGCAAACCAUGUUUGACCGAUUACUUGCUCUUCAUGGACCAUCUAUCAAGCGCAUGCUUACCACGCAAUACCGGAUGCACGAGAAGAUUAUGCAAUUCCCGUCCAACGAGAUGUACGAAGGGAAACUCAUUGCAGCAGACUCGGUUAAAGAUCGUUUAUUAAAAGAUCUCCCCUACGGCGUCGAAGAUACCGACGAUACAAAAGAACCUCUAGUCUUCAUAGACACGCAAGGAGGCGACUUCCCAGAGAAAGCCGAAGAUGAAGAUGCGACGAUAAAAGGAGGCCUGCUCAGCGAGAGUAAAAGCAACGAAAUGGAGGCCAGAGUAGCUAUUCGACACGUCGAAGGCUUGAUUGAUGCAGGUGUUCGGCCUGAAGAUAUCGCAGUUAUCACCCCGUACAAUGCACAGGUUGCGCUAAUUGCGCAAUGCUUGAGGGAGAAGUAUCCUGGUAUAGAAAUUGGGAGUGUGGAUGGUUUUCAAGGACGUGAAAAAGAGGCCAUUGUUGUUAGCUUGGUACGCAGUAAUGAGAAACACGAAGUGGGCUUUUUGGGCGAGAAGCGAAGACUAAAUGUCGCCAUGACACGCCCUAAGAGACAUCUUUGUGUUUGCGGGGACUCCGAGACCAUUAGCAAGGGUAGUAAAUUCUUGAAGAACUGGAUUGGGUUCCUGGAGGAACAUGCGGACCUGCAAUAUCCCGAUGUAAGCGAGCUGUUUUAGUGUGUCUGUAAUAUAUAUCUUCCUACUCAUGUCAUCGUUAUACAUGAGCCAUCGAGAAGUUGAUGCUACGACAAGAGGCUACGACAAGAGGCUACGACGACGCUCGGUAGCAGCACUGCCUAGUCGAGAUCUAGUUUUGAAUAUUUAUGGGCACACAUACAGUUCAGACAAGUAAUAGAGCCGAUUUCAGAGCCGACGCACUGGUGAUUGUAAAUAUGUGAAAAA
Molecule: messenger RNA, 2367 nt
Organism: Talaromyces stipitatus ATCC 10500
Lineage: Eukaryota; Fungi; Ascomycota; Eurotiomycetes; Eurotiales; Trichocomaceae
Product: DNA helicase, putative
Exons: 4
Coding region: 1-2142 (713 amino acids)
Molecular function (GO): DNA binding; ATP hydrolysis activity; 5'-3' DNA helicase activity
Source: RefSeq, a predicted model, not a curated record